This is a messenger RNA of Haliotis rubra (blacklip abalone), 2631 nucleotides long. RefSeq names its product serine/arginine-rich splicing factor 3-like. Gene Ontology annotation, cellular component: nuclear speck. The record is from RefSeq and is a predicted model, not a curated record. The transcript is spliced from 7 exons. Gene Ontology annotation, biological process: mRNA splicing, via spliceosome. Gene Ontology annotation, molecular function: RNA binding. NCBI's taxonomy places the organism in Eukaryota, Metazoa, Mollusca, Gastropoda, Lepetellida, Haliotidae. Bases 157 to 744 code for a protein of 195 amino acids.
GAAAAUCGACCAAUCAAAAUCAAAUGAAUGCUUUUCUGCGGUAUAGUAUUCAUUAGGCUGAAAGACGUAGACAAGGGUUGGUGGGUGUUUGUUUGAACGUUUUGUGCGUCAGUACUUCGUUAAUUAGUUUACAAGGUAUUAAGAAAUAACAGCACAAUGGCACGUAAUUCGACAAGAGACUGGCGACUAGAUUGCAAAGUAUAUGUUGGAGAUCUCGGUUAUGGUGCAGCCAAACAAGAGCUUGAAGAGAAGUUUAGUAAAUAUGGACCUUUGCGUAAUGUGUGGGUAGCCAGGAAGCCUCCAGGGUUUGCAUUUGUUGAAUUUGAAGAUCCCCGUGAUGCUGAAGAUGCCACAAGAGCCCUUGAUGGAGCGAGAAUGAAUGGUCGUCGUGUGCAUGUUGAAAUGUCGUCAGGAAAGUCUCGUUGGGGAAGUCGAGGACCGCCAGUUGGCCGUCAGGGUUCUUCUUCUUAUGAUGACUACAGACCAAGGAGAGGCAGAUCACGAUCUUUCUCCCCACGUCGCAGAUCCUACUCCCCGCGUAGGCGAAGUCGCAGCGAUUCAAAUUCACCUCGUCGUCGUAGCCGCAGCAGUUCACGGUCCCACUCUCGGGGCCGCAGUCGGUCUAAGGGUAGAAGCCGAUCCAGGUCUAGGGGUAGGAGUCUGUCCCGAUCUAGGGGUAGGAGUAGGGAUCGUAGCAGAAGCCCUCAUUCAAAAUUGAGCAAGGAGAGAGAGGAAAACGACUAGAGAUAAGCUGUUGACUGUUGAUACUGAAGAAUUACCUGUUUUGCAAAGAAAUCGGGGCCUAAAUGUUGAUACCAGCGGGGAGAUAGCUCCUUGUCACAUCAGUUAUCUCCAUAGGUUGUUGUAAGCAGUGAUGUGUACUUAUCACUUCUAUGUGUUCACACUGCAUUCACGGACAGUGACGAUCAGUGACGAUCCUCCCAGUACUCUGUAUUUCUAAACCUGAGGCUACCAAGACCUUUUUUAACAGUAUCACUAAAGUAGACUUACAUUUUAAUGUCUUAUGAAAGUGGGGUAGCCUAAUGGCCUAAGCAUUUGCUUGUCAUGCUUAAGGCCUUGAUUCAAUUCCUCCCAGUUGUUAUAUUGCUGGAAUAAUGCUAGAAGUGGCUAAAAUCCAUGUCACUUUAUGUGUUUCUAUUCAUCACACAGUACUUGCAUGUUCAGGGCUCUUGUUCACCAGGCAGUCAUGGGGCUACAACUGUUGUAAGUCUUAUGUUAAGGUAUAGGGGUUAGGAUAGUUCUAGCCCUACAAUAGCUUUGUGAAAUGGUGCCUAAGAAACAUUGUAACCAAGAAAAAAAUUGAAAUACAAUGUCCUUCCUGUAAAUAAGUGUUUUCAUUUUUAUAUAGGAUUCAUUCAGUUCAUGAUUUUAAUAAAAUGUUGCAAAGUUCAAUCCAAGUUCAUACAUUACACUUGAAGCAAAACUGGGUUACACAGAUCAGUGUUUUAGUGUGAACUUGUAUUUUUAUCAAAUAUCCUUUUGUUCUUGUAAGGCAUUUUUACAAAUUGUCAACAUGUGCCUAUUUUUCUUUGUCUUGCACUGUAAUCCUUGGGAUGAUUGUUGUUUUGUUUAAUCAUGUCAAUAAGACACACAUUACGAUGUCUUUAUCUUGGAAGAAUAGCCUUCAUAUGUAUAAAUCUAAUUUAGCUACGAAAUAUUUUUGAGUUUCAGAUUGAUAAAAUAUUUCAACAUUUUUAACUACUAUAAAUGUUCCUGAAGAAACAAAACAGAGAUAAACAGUGAAGUUUAAGUUCCGAAGGCAGUUUCUGUAAAUAUGCUUGACUAUAUCACAGUAAACCUCUGAUCUAAAAAAACAUUAUCCAAGAUCAAAAUUGUUAACUUGGCUUAGCUCAUUAAUCAAAAAGUUAUGUUUUUUCUGAGGUUAGCUGUAUAUGCUUUGAUUUUGUUCAAUGAAUCAUUUGUCUGUGCUGUUAUGUGUCCAAGUCUCAAUUAAAAAAUCAACUGAACAGGAUUAGUGCACUUUACCAGGUGCACUAUUUUACAUUUCAAUUAGCAUGGCACAGAGGAUUGAACUCUCAAGUUCGGCUAAUGAGAACAUCCAAUUAUCCAACAGCCUAUACUGGGACCAUGGCUGUUAUCACAAACCAUUAGUGCUCUUCUACCAAGUCAUCAGCACUUGUUUAUCUGUUUGUACAUGCAUAAUGGCCGUUGAUUUCACUAAACUCAGAAGAACAGUGAAUACAGUGAGUUUCAUCACUUGCUUUGGAUUUAUCAUUUUGAAGUACACCCUACCUCACAACUUACCCUAAGGAUUGAAAUGUUUGCCUGACCCUUAACAUCUUAAAGGGUGUUUGGUGGGAGUGGGAUCUAAGGGAUAAGGAUGUUGUUAGGUGUCCUCACCCCAAUGAUUGAAAAUGCUUGUGAGAUCCUUGACGCAAGAGCUGGAGUUGCCAGAUUGAGCCAGUUAGCACGACAGGUGACUGUACCUGGUAAAUUGCACUCAUGUCCAACUGAAUUAUUAGAUCUCUUUGCUGUAAUUGUCUAGUGUUUUAACGGUUACAUUGCCAAGUAAUACAUUUUAGAAAAUUGUAUUUCACUACAAUGGUAUUGCUGCUCAUGUAUUCAUUGAAUAAAAUUUUAUUGAAUGUA